UCAAUAAUAUUUUUGCCGUGUUUUCAAGUGACACGUAUGUGUUAUGAAGUUAGUUUCUUAACUAGUUCAUAUGAUUUUAUUGUUUUAAAUUAUGUGAUGCUCAUAGCAUAAAUCAUGUGACUCAUUUUUAUAUGGUGUUUUACAAGCUUUUUAAUCUGCAGAAAAAGUUUUAUCAUGGAAAACUUAUAUCAUAAAACACAUGCUUUAUUGGAGGAAGUUCACAGAUAUUUCGUCCGUUUAGAACGUAGUACACCUGAAAAGGCUCCUGUGAUAGAAAAUGACAUUCAGAACGUUCUAGACUGUAUCAAUGACAACUUGUCUAAAUUAGAUAUGUUAGUCAACAAAGAAGUUCCAACGCGACGAGUUGCAGCUAGAGUACAAGUUGAUCAACUGAAAUAUGAUUGUCGUCAUUAUCAAACUUCUUUGCAAAAUGCUGUUCAUCGGCGAUUAGUUCGAGAGCAAGAAAAUCGGGAGCGUGAAGAACUACUGUCAAAGAAAUUUACUACAAACGAACAAAAUACAACUAUUAUGAUUGAUCACGCUUUGCAACAUCAUCAAAGUCUCAACAAUGCUCAUCGGGGAAUGGAUGAACUAAUAGGCUCUGGAUCUAGCAUUUUAACUAAUCUUCGAGAACAAAGAGUUACUCUUAAAGGAACCCAUAAGAAAAUAUUGGACAUAGCUAAUACAUUAGGAUUGUCAAAUACUGUUAUGAGACUUAUAGAAAAACGAACAUAUCAGGAUAAAUAUGUUUUAUUUGGUGGUAUGUUAAUCACUUGUGUAGUUAUGUUCCUUGUUGUAAAGUAUUUAACAUAGUAUUAAAUAAUGAAUU
Messenger RNA from Uloborus diversus, 829 nucleotides. RefSeq names its product Golgi SNAP receptor complex member 2-like (gene Membrin). Gene Ontology annotation, biological process: vesicle-mediated transport; vesicle fusion. Gene Ontology annotation, cellular component: SNARE complex; Golgi apparatus; endoplasmic reticulum membrane. The transcript has a single exon. NCBI's taxonomy places the organism in Eukaryota, Metazoa, Arthropoda, Arachnida, Araneae, Uloboridae. The record is from RefSeq and is a predicted model, not a curated record. Bases 175 to 813 code for a protein of 212 amino acids. Gene Ontology annotation, molecular function: SNAP receptor activity; SNARE binding.